UUUCGUUUCAUGUAAGCCAAGGCCCUUGCUAUCAACAUGCACCAUUGUUAUAUGCAUAUUCCAAUGUUGAAGCAAGCUGUGUUUACAAUUCUUGGUUUUCAUAUUCCCACAGUUUUCACGCUUGGGUGAGCCGGGACAGACUGGCCCGUCUGCAGUGUUCUUCAGUCCAUAAUUUUAUCUGAGCUUGCGUAUGAUUUCCGGAUUGUAUUACAUGUGUAGGCCCGGACAGUGUGGGCCCUAGGUACACGCGUACAUGGCGUUUGCACUUCAUAGAUCACCGUGACAACACUGCCUAGAUCAAUUUUGCGUUGAAAUUCACUUAAAUUGGAGUCCUCUCACGUCAGCCCUGACGAAAGUUUUGCCAUGGAGGACUUGUCUAAUUUAACCACUGUUGCUUCAUUGUCGACAAGCUCCGGGGUGGAUGAUGCGUUGACGAGGUUGCUUGGAGAGCAAAAACCAAAUAUGGGAACAUCAAGCUGUUUUAACUCGUCGUAUGAACUACGUGACUGGAUCCAGUAUAGUCUAAUACCAGCCCUUACGGUCAUAAUAGUGUUUUCAUUUCUGGAUCCAAGAAAACGCCUCUGGCCUAAAUGCUGCAAAAUGAGGCCCAGCAUUGCAAGUCCUGCAAAUUUAAUCGAUUCCUACGAGGACCGUUGGUCAUUCGGCUGUGCCUUUGCGGCCAUGUCCACCUGUGUCAUAAUACUUUUCACGGGGGAAUGGUUUUUCAACCCCGAUUUAUCGGGUGUUCCGGAAAUGUUCAGAGGCACCGUCCAGAUAUUCAUCGUGAUAGUCAACGUGCUGGAAAUCAGCAUUGCCUACUACCCUCUCCUCCUCUGCCUGAGCACAGACCACGAAGUACUUGGAAACGCGAUUGGACUUAUUUACACGAUAGCCUGGGGGUAUUAUUACGUUGCAACGCGAGCUAACUGCCAGACAGAUGAUGGGCUCGAGACACGGGUGAUUACAGCUGUAUUAGGCCCCGUGUACUUCUGCUAUAUGGCCUUAUUUCUCCGCUUCAUCUAUGGGCUGUCCGUCAGUUUACGCCAGAUGUUUUGCCCUGAAAAAGAAUCCUCCGUUAACAUGGUGACGAUUGGUGGCGAAAGGGACGAUGAAUUUGCCAAGACACACUUCUACACAAGAGUAAAAUAUCUUCUGACCCCACCCAAACCAGGGGGUGAGGUGAGCCUCAGUGUCCGACUGCGCAGAAAAUUUAUUGAGGAUGCACCAGGCUUCAAGUUUUCAAGACGGUGCGUUUGCACGUUUAUUCUCAGCGCUCUGACGACGUACCAGCUUGGCCUGGUGUAUGUCAUGUCCUUAUCAAGUGUUUGGGAGUCGGCGAACCGAACGCUGGCAAUAGGUGGUGACCUGUACAAUAUUUUUGCCAAGGUCAAUGAAACCGAUGCGUUCCUUGGCCUCAAGACUUUCUUUGACAUAGCAGAGGACACCUUUUGGCCGACUUGUUACUUCGCUAUCGCCACAACCAUAGGGUACAGUCUACACAUGCAACUAUGCUACAGAAAACAUACACUUCGACUUUGGCGUGGCAACAAAGAUUUUUGCCCGAGCACACAGGCCAGUUUCAGCUCUCUUGUGGUCGCUAAUCUUCGGUUCACAGGCUACCACAUUGGUUUUUCAGUUUGGGGCUUUUUCAUCCUUCAAGUCUUGUCUUGGACUCUUGUGUUUUUCAUCGUUUACUUUAUCAUCUAUCCUCUCACGCAAGCUGCAGACACGCUGGUUUUAAGCCUUCUGAAGAAUUACUGGUUGAGUUUCUUGGUUGGUUUCGUCUUGUAUUACGCCCAGGUUUUCCUGUCACAGUUGGCGUUCUUGCAGAGUCAGAAAGACAAAAGCAAGAUAACGACAUACUUGAGUCUUGACAACAGGCGAGCCUACAACGUGACCGUCUACAUCACCCUGUUCAUGAAUGUUAUCCUGGGCCUGCUCUCCUGCCUGAUGCGGAUUUUCAAGGCGGUGUUCUUCGGUGUUUUGUUCAUUGGCCGCAUCGACCGCAGCACGUUAAUGCGGGGAUGGGAGCUAUGGGAUCCGGGUUUUAAGGCCUACAUCGGGUUCUUACAGUUGGAAGUGGCUCACACACAUCCUGUAGUCGUCACAUUUUGCCAUCUGCUGUGGAAAAGCAUCGAAUCUAAUAAAAAAUCCGCAUUGCAGCCGACCUACAAGACUUUCGAAGUAGUCGAAGAGGCCCAAGAAGAUGCCAAGAGCAACACGGGACACAGAGUGAUUUGCAAACGCGCUCGAAACCGCUGGUUCGUGGCCUUGACGCUCAUGCGCAACCGGGCGCUGACUGUCAGUCGGGUCCCUGUACUUCCCGAGCUGCAGCAGGUCAGGGAGGACACAAGGGACGCGACUGAUGAUAGCACGGUAAAGAUGCGGUGGUGGGAGGUCCGACCAGUGUCACAUCUGAGACUGAGCUGUGAAUCCAAUUACGUUCACCUCAGCGAGAUGAAUGAUCUGGAAGAUAACCCCGGACUCCAACGUCAACUCGAGGACGUCCUCCAGCCGGCCGUCCGCACCAGAGCCAGCCAUAGUUCCGCCGAAUCGUCCCCAAAAGAGACGGACUCGUUGCUCGAUGGGUAUACCAGACCGAGGGGAGAGUCCCUACGGGACACGCCUUCCACUAGACGGCCGGCGAAUGCUCGGAAUUCUGCAUCCGCUGUUUUUAAGCUGGAGAACGACUCACGAUCAGAGACGGAAGCGUGAUCGAGAUAUAACUUCUAGGUGUAAUACGCUUGAAAACCUUUUCAUGUUGCUGGCUUAUCUAAUCUACAGAUUAUGUUGGCAUUCGAUUCCGCGGGUUCUGUCCAUCAGGCACGGUCAAAUAAAAAAAUGUCGAACUGCCUAUUGACACGGCGUGCGUUUUGGUUUCUUUAACACAAGGGAGGGCGGUACUUCAGACAUGUGAAGGCAUUUGACUAUUUCGAUAAAAAAUCUUGCCUACACUAUGUGCUUUUUAAAAAAUAUUUGCCAACCAACUGAAGGUGACUUCUUUAAAGGUCUGCAAAUCUGCAAUAUAGGAUCCGAUGUUGACGCUGAAGUCUGAGGUGUUUGUUAAAUUGUACUCUUUGACAAAGGGUAGGCAUGAAAUGCUCCCAGAUCUUAUUCAGGGAACUUUUAGAAUCACACACUCUUUCAUGUUAACCUAUACCGCAUUAGUGGCGUGUUUGGAGGGUUGGACCGGAGAGGGGGGGGUUCUCCAGGGGCUAUUGCCAUUUUUAAAAACAUUUUCAGGAAUUCAAGGACCCAACAUUUCAUAACAGAUAUUACAUAUUUUCUAGGUAGGGAGGUUCUUUCACAAAUAAAUAAAUUCGAACAAUCGUUUCAGAAAAAAACACACUCUGUUCCCCGUUUGUUACUCAACCGUACCACGUCAGUGGUUUUUCAAAUUCAUGCAUACAGUGUGGGUUGCGGUCCGGUAAAGAUCUGUGAAUUAUCAUGGUAAUGUGUCCGAUGAUCACUUGAAAUAGAAACAAAUCUCUCGCCUGUGCUGUUGUGUCGACGUCUGUUAUGUCGACAUCUGUUGUGUCUGCUUAGUGCAAAUGGUACAUUUGAAGCAAGAUAUGGGACGGAGAGAACCCCCCUGCCUUUGUGUUGGUCAUUGUUUGAUCGGAAUCUCAGGA
Messenger RNA from Acanthaster planci (crown-of-thorns starfish), 3632 nucleotides. RefSeq names its product stimulated by retinoic acid gene 6 protein-like. Lineage: Eukaryota; Metazoa; Echinodermata; Asteroidea; Valvatida; Acanthasteridae. The record is from RefSeq and is a predicted model, not a curated record. Gene Ontology annotation, cellular component: plasma membrane. Gene Ontology annotation, biological process: vitamin A import into cell. Gene Ontology annotation, molecular function: retinol transmembrane transporter activity; signaling receptor activity.